AUGUCGCGCAGAAGCCUGGCGCCUACAGUGAGUCUGACUGGCUCUAUGUUGAGCCACGAGCUGGGCACGCCAUUUGCCAACAUCGGUGACUGCAUCACCAUGAUGACUAAUGGCCUACUCAGAAGUGCCCUCCGCCGAGUUGGCCCUGUUACUGGAUGCGCCAUGCUCGAAUGUUACAGUCUGGCAUACCUCAUGUGGCCUGAGGAUCAAACAGUGCUGCGCCCUCUAGAUAGUCCCCUCAUCCCUCAAUCUGUUGCCCCUGAGGGAGCCGCUGUUACCAAUGAUGCAUUGAGCAGAAAGAAAUUCAUGGCCCUCCGCGGCACAAAGGAUGCGGGCAAUUUUGAUCAAAUUCUUACUGGCGGCCGAGGAAUUCUAGUUUAG
Talaromyces atroroseus is the source of this 381-nucleotide messenger RNA. RefSeq lists its product as hypothetical. The transcript has a single exon. The record is from RefSeq and is a predicted model, not a curated record. NCBI's taxonomy places the organism in Eukaryota, Fungi, Ascomycota, Eurotiomycetes, Eurotiales, Trichocomaceae. The coding region runs from base 1 to 381 and encodes 126 amino acids.